Bipolaris maydis ATCC 48331 is the source of this 875-nucleotide messenger RNA. RefSeq lists its product as uncharacterized. The record is from RefSeq and is a predicted model, not a curated record. Lineage: Eukaryota; Fungi; Ascomycota; Dothideomycetes; Pleosporales; Pleosporaceae. Gene Ontology annotation, molecular function: 5-formyltetrahydrofolate cyclo-ligase activity. Gene Ontology annotation, cellular component: mitochondrion. Gene Ontology annotation, biological process: folic acid-containing compound biosynthetic process; tetrahydrofolate interconversion.
UUACCAAACUGCGCUCGUCCAACAGCACAGUUGCUACUCACCGAGUCCGGCACUACUUUAGCCGCCUAUUGCUGCUCGGGAGUUGCGGUCGCUCCAGCCUCGACUUGGCCGUCGCGCAACGGGUCUGAUUCUGAAACGCCGUGACAUUUGCUAUUAAACGGGCACUAGGUACAUACGCCAUGGCGGGGUCACUGGCAGCAGUCAAGAAGGAGUUGCGAAAAAAGAUACGGACUAUUCUCAGCCAGCUGCCUGAUGCGGCCGCUGCUUCGCAAACGGCCAAUGCCACUGCUACUCUACUAGCCAUGCCCGAGUACCAGGCGGCCCGUAGAAUCAGUGUCUAUCUAUCCAUGCCGGGAGGAGAAAUCUCCACAACCGAUAUUGUGCGAAAUGCCCUGGGAGACGGCAAGAAGGUCUUCAUUCCAUACACGUACACUCUGGACACGCCCGACCAAGGCCAACCAAAGUCCAUCAUGGACAUGCUCGAGCUGCACUCGAUGACUGACUUUGACUCGCUCAAACCCGACAAAUGGGGCAUUCCAACUCCAAGCACAGAGUCCAUUUCAUCACGUGCCAAUUGCUUUGGUGGUACUGGUGUCACAAACGGCAUGACGGACGGCAUCAAAGACGGCCUUGAUCUGAUCGUCAUGCCCGGCAUGGCCUUUGACGCACAGUUCGGCCGCCUUGGCCACGGUAAGGGCUUCUACGACUUCUUCUUGACACGUUGUCACCACGUAUCGCGCAUGCCUUUUCGCGUUGGUUUUGCCUUGACCGAGCAGCUACUUCCGCCAAAUGAGUCGGUUCCCAUGGACUCUUCCGAUUUCCGCCUCGACGCCUUGAUCACCGGCGCUGGCGAGCUCCGUCGCGCAGGGGCUUGA